CUAAUAAUACGUGACGUUGUUCAAUUAUUGUAGUAUUCGUGAGCACGUGAGUUUUUUUAAAAAACUAGUUUUCCUUGGAACCUUAUAGUGCUGGACAAAUCGCGAUUAGUAAUUUAUAUAAGAGACAAUAAUUGCAUUAAAAAAUUCUUCUUUUCCUCUACGCUACGUCCGUCCAAUGACCGAAAUCUAGAAUUAUGCGAUAGUUCGUGUUUACGGUUUAGGGGGCGGUUUUUUUUUCAUUUUUUUAUUUUUUCGGUUGAUAUUUUAAUUACGAAAUGGUUUCCAAAUUAUCGUGAGAUCUUAGUCAAUUGUUCGAUUGAAUUUUACUCGUACGUUUAUUGUGGAAAUUGAAGAAAUGGAAAAAAUGGAACAAGACGAGAAAUGCUCUAUGUUAGAAAAUGGAUGCAAACUGAAGACUGAUAAGAACGCGUCCGAAAAGAUGAAUUGGCAAAACGAAAAUUCGCAUUACAGAUCAAUUUUGGCGCAGUGGUUGGCGACGAUUGCGAAUAGUAUGAUGUUCCUUGGAGUGGGUAUGAUGGUUGCCAUUCCAACCGUAGUGAUUGGUGUACUGCAUAAUCCAAACUCGGAAAUACCGCUCAGUGAUGAUGAAACGUCCUGGUUUGGAGGUCUUAUGCUACUUAUACAACCUCUGGGUUGCAUUGUGGCCGGAUUUUUGCAAAAUUACAUCGGCCGUAAAUCGGGCAUGAUAUUAAUGAACAUUCCGGAAUUAAUAGCGUGGAUCUUAAUGUAUACAGCGACUUCGGUUAAUGCUCUAUACGUAUCAGUGAUAAUGAUGGGUAUUAGUGCUGGUUUUAUGGAAGCUCCAGGAUUAGCCUAUAUUGGGGAAAUUACCCAGCCGAAAAUUCGUGGAAUUCUAACUUCGUUCGCCAACAUCAAUGUCACCGUUGGGCUAUUGAUAGAAUUUUUCUUGGGAUCCGUAUUAGAUUGGAGAACAGCUGUAGCAGUCAGCGCAGUUUUUCCUUUAAUUUCCAUUGUGCUUAUUGCAUUUAUACCAGAUUCUCCAGUAUGGUUGCUAAGCAAAGAUAGAAAAGAUGAAGCGUUGCAAGCUCUAUGUUGGCUUCGAGGUUGGGUAUCCGAGGAUAAAGUAAAAGCUGAAUUUGACGAACUAUGUCGUUACACCGAAGCUUCUAGAUUUCGAGGAGUCAAAGACUCGCAUAAUAAAAUUUAUGUCGAAGUUCCUACCAAAGGAUAUGUUUGCGCCAAUGGAACUGGUAUUGUUAAACCAGCUGAAAAAUCAAUGUCGUUGAGAAUAAAAAUUUUCGAUUUGUUUCGACCUUCGAUGAUGAGACCGUUCUGUUUAUUAUUAGGAUACCAGAUAUUUUUCCAUUGUGCAGCGUUAACAGGUUUAAGAUGUUACAUGAUUGAGACAUUUAGUUCUUUGAAUAUGCCAAUUAAACCUCAAUGGCUUGCAUUUACUUCAGCCAGUGUGAUGAUAUUCGGCGGAAUUACGUGUAUUUUAACGGUUAAAAAAGUAGGCAAAAGGAAACUAUCGUUGUUUUCAAUGAUGGCUUGCAGUUUGGGCUGCGUCGUACUAGGCAUUUAUAGUUUAUACAAAGAUCAACUAGACAUUCCUUGGUUACCUACCACAGUCUUCUGCUAUUUAUAUUUUUCAACUAUGGUUGGAAUUGGCCCUAUACCUUGGAUGUUGAUUAGUGAAGUAUUCCCAGUGAGAGGACGUUCAUUUGGAGCUGGAGUAUCAGCGGCUUCAUUCUACAUGAUUGCAUUUCUUUUCACAAAGACGUAUCUCGAUUUACAAAGUUUGAUUUCUCUACACGGAUGCUUCUUUUUGUACGGUAUUGGAGGAUUCGUCGGUUUCGUGUUUUUGUACGCUUAUUUACCUGAAACAGAAGGGAAAACUUUAGCUGAAGUCGAGGAUUGUUUCACAAAACCCAAAAGAAGAUCGGUUAAUAUACAAACAUGAAAUAAUAAAUCAUAAAAAUCAAAAAAUUUAAAAUUAAAAAAAAACUAGCUUUUUUCAAAUUUACGAAUGAUAUCACGUUCCUAUAAGACUCAUUAUACCUAUCUUAUUGUUAAGAUUUCUUUGAAUCUGUGCUUUUUUAUUAUGAUUCUUUCAAUUGCAUUUUCAUCACUUUAAUUUAUUUAUACGAAUCUGUCUUCUUAUAUUGUAAAGAGUAUUUUUACUUAUUGUAGAUCGAUUUUUGUCAUUCAUGUUGCGAGUGUUUUGUACAACAUUUUUUCCAUUUUAUCGCGUAUGUUAAUAAAACGAAUGGUUUUCAA
Planococcus citri (citrus mealybug) is the source of this 2259-nucleotide messenger RNA. RefSeq names its product facilitated trehalose transporter Tret1-like. Gene Ontology annotation, molecular function: transmembrane transporter activity. Gene Ontology annotation, biological process: transmembrane transport. The coding region runs from base 356 to 1942 and encodes 528 amino acids. NCBI's taxonomy places the organism in Eukaryota, Metazoa, Arthropoda, Insecta, Hemiptera, Pseudococcidae. The transcript is spliced from 8 exons. Gene Ontology annotation, cellular component: membrane. The record is from RefSeq and is a predicted model, not a curated record.